This is a messenger RNA of Colias croceus (clouded yellow), 2060 nucleotides long. RefSeq names its product serine-repeat antigen protein 5-like. The transcript is spliced from 11 exons. Gene Ontology annotation, cellular component: lysosome. NCBI's taxonomy places the organism in Eukaryota, Metazoa, Arthropoda, Insecta, Lepidoptera, Pieridae. The record is from RefSeq and is a predicted model, not a curated record. Gene Ontology annotation, molecular function: cysteine-type endopeptidase activity. Bases 1 to 2025 code for a protein of 674 amino acids.
AUGUUUAUUAUAUUUUUUGCCAUCUUUAUUUUUACUGCUGGGGUAUUUACUUCAGAAUUCAACCUUUUAGAUCAAACUUACUAUGAUCUAAAUAACGCUAAAGAAAUAUUUGGACACUUCAUUGUUAAAUUUGAGAAGGAAUAUGACGAAAGAAAUGAAUAUCGUUUUGAAGUGUUUAAAGAGAACCUUGAAAAGGUGAAUAAAUGGAACACGCAGGGUAUGGGAAAGUUUGGAAUAAACCAAUUUUCAGAUAUGACUUUUGACGAAUUUGCUCAAACUUAUUUAUGUUUUAAUGGUAAUGUGUCAAUGGAUGGUGUGAAAUUUAAAUCAACUGGUAUAGAGGCACCCGCUAGUGUGGACUGGCGUAAUAAUGGCUAUGUUACAUCUGUUAAAGACCAAAGUCCUUGUGGAUCAUGCUACUGUUUCAGUGCUAUUGGUAAGAAUAAUGGUGUUAAUACUGAAAUAGAGAAAAGAGAUGUCGUAGCGUAUUUGCAGAAUGAGAAUUUGAAAAAAGACUAUGCUAAAAAUCAUAACACGCAAGCAUUCAGUCUUUCACCUCAACAAGGAUUAGAUUGUGAGACCACGGGCACAUGUGACGGAGGCUGGCCUCACAAGGUCAUGCAGGCUUUAGCAAAUGAAGGUGGAUCCAUGCGAGAGGAAGAUUAUCCCUACGAAGGUGCUAAGGCUCAAUGUAGAACACAGAAGAACAAAAUUGCUGUAACAGUGUCUGGUGGAAACCAGGUAUUUGUCUCCAGUGAAGAUGAACUCAAGGAAACAGUUGCUAAUCAUGGCCCUACGUCUAUUGCUAUAUGUGCCAAUGACGAAUUUAAAUCUUACAUGGGAGGUGUUUACAGUCCCAGGAACGGUUGCUCAAAUAUAAAUCAUGCUGUUCUCGCAGUCGGCUAUGGAAACGAUGGCACAAACGACUACUGGAUCAUCAAGAACCAAUGGGGUCUACAGUGGGGGGAGCAGGGGUACAUGAGGUUGGUUAUGGGACAACGAGCGUCUGAAUGCAAUGAGAAACAACAAUACGUAAUAAUGUCGUUUCUGACCAUUUGUCUUGUCUCUUGUGCAAUCACUACAGUACUUGCUAAUUUUGAUCUUUUGAAUCAAAAAUAUUACGAUCUAGACCAAGCGGAAGAAAUUUUCCAGCAAUUCAUUGAAAAAUAUGAUAAAUCGUACGAAGGGUAUGAAUACAAUACGAGAUUUGAAAUUUUUAAAGAAAGUUUGAAAGAAAUAAACGAAUUAAAUGAAGAAGACGAUGAUGCCACAUUUCGUAUAACUAGCCUAUCUGAUAUAACUGAAGAAGAGCUUAUAAAUGUAUACACAGGAGUAAGUGGUAAUAUGACAACCGAGGAAUUCGAUUUUGAAUCUUAUGUAGAAGCUCCAGAAGAGUUAGAUUACCGUAAAAAUGGUUACGUAACUGACGUCAAGAAUCAGAAACAAUGUGGAUCGUGCUAUGUAUUUAGUGCUAUUGGUAACAUCGAAGGACAGUAUGCAAAGAAACACGGAAAAUUAUUGGAUUUAUCCGAACAACAAGGUUUGGAUUGUGAUAAAGCUGAUCACGGUUGCAGAGGAGGACAUGUGCAUCAUGUUUUCAAUGCUUUAAAGAGGGAAGGAGGCAGCAUGCUGCAGCAGGAUUAUCCCUAUAAAGCAGUUCAAGGACAAUGCAGUACAAAACGUAACAAGGUAGCUGUCAAAGUGGUGGGAGGGGGAAGACUGCGUGUGAGGGGGGAGGAAGCGCUUAAAACGGCUCUGGCUAAUCAUGGACCUUUGUCAGUUUACAUGUUCACGGCACCAGAGAUGCGAAAUUUAGGUAAAGGAGUUUACAAGCCCAGGAGAUGCGACUCCGGUCUACAUGCAGUCACUUUGAUUGGUUACGGCAAAGAGGGCUCCACCAACUACUGGCUCAUUAAGAACUCAUGGGGCAAACAGUGGGGCGACCAGGGGUACUUCCGCAUGGUCAUGGGGCAGAGAGCAUGUGGUAUUGGGCUCAUAUACACAGCUUGUGCCAAAGUAGCUUAACUUAACGAAUUUCGAAAUAAAUGUUUUAUUCUCAA